AUGCCGAUCAGAUCGGAGGUUGGACUGCCAGAUCCUCCAUCCAUGGGCCGUAGAGGAUCAGCGCCGCCUUGUCCGACACCCCUCCGCCAGUUGCUGCAAGACCCGCCACGGUCAGGCGGGUCAGCCGCUGGUCAGGACACCGGACAUGCUCGGCCAUCAGCGCGGGCGUUUCGGGCGACAGACCAGCGCGCGACCAAGGCUUCGGCCAGCGCCGGAAAGGUCCGCAGGCGCCAGAAUACCACCGUCGUCGCGCCCGCAUCGGCGGCGGCGGCCCGUAUUUACGAUCGGCGGGUAGCGCCCCGUCGUCAUGCCCUGUCACGAACUGCACCUGCGCGCCUCGGCCCGUCGGCGCAACGAUUUCCUCCAGCCGCCCGAAAGAUGCCAGGGUCGCCCGACUUUCAACCGGACGACGCGCGCGCUAAGUGCAUGAUCGACCAACAGCCGGUCGGAUCUCCGCCUGUUUGGGCGAGGCGCCCCGCCCGCUUGCCGACCGGCGACCAACUCGGCGCGUCAGAUCGUGCGUGCGACAGCAUCGGCCCGGCGGCGAGGUCGUCGAACAAUACGACAUCGGCUUCGGCAAGGCAGCGCACCGCCUUCAGCGUCAGCUCUCGGGAUCGCCCGGCCCCGCACCGACAAGAGAAACGAACCGCUCACCACCAGCGCGCCACCAGAUGGAAGAAGGUGCCGGUCACCUGCCCGCGUCGCGACUCCGGGCACGGCCUCGCCUUGCGCAUCGACGACAUGCGCAGGCGGGUAUCAGGCUGUUCGAGCACGGUCGAAUGGAACUCAUGCCCGCCCAGCACCGCACCUUCGGCAUCCCUGCCACCUCGUUGA
Molecule: messenger RNA, 834 nt
Organism: Acanthosepion pharaonis
Lineage: Eukaryota; Metazoa; Mollusca; Cephalopoda; Sepiida; Sepiidae
Source: the annotation of a GenBank genome assembly